AUAAAUUGAGAAAGGCAGUAAGAGAAUUGUCUCAUGCUAUCCACCUUCAGCCAGAUGGAAUCCAACUGUAUAUCAUAAGAGGACAGUAUCUUCUUAGGAUGAAACGUUAUGAUCUUGCAAAGUUCACUAUUUAUCAAGUAGCAGAAAUGAACAAAGGUCUCAUUGAGUUGAGUCCUACACAGCAAGCACUCAUUUAUUCAUUUUGUGAAAACCAUGACAAAGCUAUUCAGGUCUUAGAAGGCGUCAUUAUGAAUAAGCCUGAGGUCACCAUGUAUGCUUUGUUAGCAAAAACUCAAAUGAAGGCCAAGAGAAACAAGGAAGCCAUGAAAAUGUUUAAAAAGGCGUUGGACAUCUUUUCUCACUCUGACAAAGGAGCAGAUGCUGUGGCUGUUUCAGCAGACUGUCUGUACCACUUGGGUCUUUGUUACAUGGAGGAAGGCAGCUUACAACUGACUUAUAAACUAGCAAUUACAGACUUAACUACAGCUAUCAAGAUGGAUAAAAAUAGUUACAUAGCAUUUUAUAACAGAGCCUUAUGUUAUACCAAGAUAAAUGAACUUCGAAUGGCCUUAACAGAUUAUGGCAUUGUGCUUCUUCUUGAUGCUGGAGGAACUGUGAUUUUAAACACCUUCAUUAAUCGUGGACUCAUCUACACAGAACUAGGGCAAUUCAGUUUUGCAUUAGAGGAUUUUAAACAAGCUGCAUUGAUGAGCAAGACAAACGUGAGCCUUUGUCAAGCUACUGCCAUGUGCUGUCACAGAAAUAAAGAGUUUGAAGAAGCUGUCAAUUUUUUCACACGGGCUCUUAAAACUGAUCCAUGUUUUCCGGAUGCUUACAUUGGACGGGGAAAUUCUUACAUGGAAUAUGGACACGAGGAGGCCACCAAACAAGCACAGAAGGACUUUCUGAAAGCAUUGCAUGUUAAUCCAAUGUAUGCAAAAGCCAGAAUUUGUUUAAGCUAUAAUUUGCAGGCCCAAGGAAAAUUCCAGAAAGCUUGGAACCACUUUACCAUUGCCAUAGAAGUUGAUCCAAAGAACUACUUAGCAUAUGAAGGAAGAGCUGUGGUCUGUCUUCAGAUGGGUGAUUAUUUUGCUGCCAUUCAGGAUAUAAAUGCUGCCAUAAAGAUCAAUACUACAGCAGAAUUCUUAACAAACCGUGGUGUGAUUCAUGAAUUUAUGGGUCAACAACAGAACGCAAUGAGAGACUAUCAAGCAGCGAUUUCGCUAAACCCCACAUACUCACUGGCUUACUUUAAUGCAGGAAAUAUCUACUUUCACCACAGGCAGUUUUCCCAGGCUAGUGACUACUUCUCAAAGGCUUUAAAGUUUGACCCAGAAAAUGAAUGUGCUACUAUGAAUCGAGCUAUUGCAAAUACAGUAUUAAAGAAAUAUGAAGAAGCAAAAGAAGAUUUUGCACAUGUAGUUGAAAGCUGUCCGUUUUGGGCUGCAGUGUAUUUUAACAGAGCAUACUUCUACUGUUGUUUAAAGCAAUAUGAACUAGCUGAAGAAGACCUCGGUAAAGCUCUCUCUUUGAAACCUAAUGAUGCUCUAGUGUAUCAUCUUAGAGCGGAAGUUCGUGGUAAAAUAGGUCUGACUGAGGAAGCUAUGGCUGACUAUAACCAAGCACUUGAUCUUCAAGAACAUGCCUCAGUGGUAUGACUACAUAGACUGUGGAUUCUCUUACACAAUGUUCUUCGAAAAAUUGAAAUGUAUUUGUCACUUUAAAAAAAGUUUGCACUGUCUUCAUUGUUGUAUUCA
Molecule: messenger RNA, 1757 nt
Organism: Phacochoerus africanus (Common warthog)
Lineage: Eukaryota; Metazoa; Chordata; Mammalia; Artiodactyla; Suidae
Product: tetratricopeptide repeat protein 6-like
Exons: 12
Coding region: 99-1658 (519 amino acids)
Molecular function (GO): protein binding
Source: RefSeq, a predicted model, not a curated record